Labrus bergylta (ballan wrasse) is the source of this 2944-nucleotide messenger RNA. Its product is annotated as alpha-1,6-mannosyl-glycoprotein 2-beta-N-acetylglucosaminyltransferase. The record is from RefSeq and is a predicted model, not a curated record. Gene Ontology annotation, cellular component: Golgi membrane; Golgi stack. Lineage: Eukaryota; Metazoa; Chordata; Actinopteri; Labriformes; Labridae. Gene Ontology annotation, biological process: protein N-linked glycosylation; oligosaccharide biosynthetic process. Gene Ontology annotation, molecular function: alpha-1,6-mannosylglycoprotein 2-beta-N-acetylglucosaminyltransferase activity.
GUUGGCUGCUUUGUACACGUCAGCAGUCAAUAAGUUGUACUCGAGAUAUAUGAUGGUCCAAUCAUCCUCUUCCUGGUGUGAGCGUGUUCAGACACUAAACCUACUUUUGGGGUGGCGGAAACAGGCGGAAGCGACAGUCACGCGACGGCAGAAGUGGCUGUCAUCUUUACUUUUUUUUUUUAAGACGGCGUGAGGCGACGUCCUGCAUCAAAAGUGGGAACUUCACCUCACGGAGGAAACUUAAUGGAUGAGAAGUUUACAAUGAGGACGUCUGUUUCCACUUAGAGAAAAUGAGGUUUCGGCUGCUCAAGAAGAAUGUGCUCGUCCUGUUGGCUGUUUCCUCUUUCGUUGGGGCUGUGCUCUUUUCAACACGUGUAUUGUUUUAUUCCGACACGGAGAAUAGUGGACCAGGUCAUGUCUUACCGACAAAGCAGGGGAUGCAUCCGAGUGAGAACGUAAAGUUCAACUUGGAGUCGCUGACAGAGUUGACCCAGUUUGUUUACACUGGGAAUUAUAAGCAGAGUGUUUACAAUGCAGAUAAGUUUCCAGCAGAGCCUGAACUGGUGCUGGUUGUGCAGGUCCACAACAGGCCUGAAUACCUCAGUCUGCUCAUCAAGUCACUGGAGAAAGCUGCUGAGGUCCACAACUUCCUCGUCAUCUUCAGCCAUGACUAUUUUACGGAGCAGAUAAACGCCAUUGUGCAGGGGAUUACUUUCUGCAAAGUACAGCAAAUUUAUUUCCCCUUCAGCACGCAGCUGCAUCCCAGUGAUUUUCCUGGGCAGAAUCCACAAGACUGCCCCCGAGACAUACCCAAGGACAAAGCUCUCAAAAUAGGAUGUCUGAAUGCUGAGCACCCUGACUCCUAUGGACACUACAGGGAGGCCUUCAUCACUCAAACCAAACACCACUGGUGGUGGAAACUGCACUUUGUGUGGGAGCGAGUGCAUGCGAUGCAGGGGUACAAUGGCUUUGUGAUUUUUUUAGAGGAGGACAACUACAUCUUGCCUGACUUUUUCAAUUUCUACAAGUCAAUGGUGGAGUUCCGGAAGAACAGCUGCCCAGACUGUGACAUGUUAGCGUUGGGUAAUCACAAUAGCCUCACUGAUUUCACCAAACUGUCCAAUAAGGUGUUAACAUCAGGGUGGAUGUCCACUAAGCAUAACAUAGGCAUGGCCAUAUCCAAGGAGGUUUACUACAAACUAAUGGGCUGUAACAAUGAAUUCUGCACUUAUGACGACUACAACUGGGAUUGGACUCUACAGCACCUCUCUGGAACCUGCAUACCAAAGCCCCUUAAAGUGCUUGUGGCACAGGGUUCCAGGGUCCUUCACACAGGGGACUGUGGGCUCCACCAGAAGGAAAACUGCAGGCCAGAAUGGGCCGCUCAGAGGGUUGACGAGAACCUUCAAAUGGCCAAGCAUGGCCUCUUUCCUCAAUCUCUUGUUCUUGAUGGUGCGGAUGCAGUGGAGCACAAGGCACACAUGAAGAACGGAGGAUGGGGAGACGUACGAGACCAUAGUCUAUGCAAUAAUUACGCCAACCGCCUUUGAGCUGAAACUUUUCCUUGAGAAAUAUGGGUAAAAUGGGUAUUCUGCUGAUGUGCCAUUUAUUUACUGCUUUUCAGGGUUUCAGAGGCUGCAGUCACUAUGACUAUGUUUCAGUGAGUUCUUCCAAGGAACAUGACCAACACAAAUCCCAGCAUGUUACCUAAACACUUCAACUUGUUUUUAAUCACCAAAGCUGCAGAGAUGCCAAAGAUGUUGAUACAUGUUACUGUGUAUAAUGCAAAAAAGCUUUGCAGUGCUGUUCAAUACAAGUCACCAGGUUUGUAAUUAUCUUUCAAGCCAAACAUUUGAUUAUAUUGAUUACAUAGUGAAGAUAAAUUAAAGUAGGGCUCAUGGGAGUGGACAUAUCUAUGUUUCCAUAACUUAGAAUAAGUUGUUUUAUUAUUGAGUUUAACAUGUUUUAUUUUGAAAUAAUGGGUUUAAUUUCCUGUAUAAAACCUUAAGUUACAAAAUGUUGAUUUUGCUUUGGGGUAGAUUGAAAAGUGUUGAAACUAAAAGGCACAUGUAAAAAACUGUGAUGACAAUCAUGAAUAUGGAUGCAGUAAAUACAUUUGAAAUGACCUGUAAUCUUUAAUGUCCAAAUAAUAUAAUACACAAAUGGGAAUUAUGAUAUUGAACGUAACCAUUGGUUUCUGUCUGCAGCCUUUUGAGACAUGGUCGACUGACACAAGUUGUUUAAAUACUGUUUAGAUCCCAGUUUGCAAACAGAGCUGGCACGAUGUGAUGAUUUUGUUUUUCUUUGGGUUGUUACCGUAUUUGCUCUCUGAUAGAAAAAGUGACCCUUUGGAACUUAGUUCUGUGAUUACCAGGGUCAGUUGUUGGUGGUCCUGCAAUUCUCUAUUGCAACCAAAUGAGAACCGACCGAGUAGCCUUUGGAGUUGAAAAAAAGGGAAAUAUGCUUAUUUGCUAAAAUUAAUUUAAUAAUUGUUGAUGCCAUUGUUGCCUUAAAGUUGACCAAAAGUGCCCCUUUAUUCUUCCAUUGUGCCUUCAUGUUUAAAAUAUAUAUUUUAAAGGUGCGCUGACGUCAAUGUUGUUGACAAAGUACUUCUUUGCAUGUGUCAGUGCUGGGGACUUAGAGUCAUGAUAUGUUUUGUCGUGUCCAUAUCCAUUAAUUUUUAAGGAUCUGAAUGUUUUUUUUAUAAUAUCUUAGUUGUUCAAUCAGGUUGAAUGUUUUUGACGACGCUGGCUUCAUGCUUGCAGCUGGUGAAAGUGGCCCAAGAGAAUGUUGGGGCAACUGAGUGAGCCUUGAGGAGAUUCCUGUUAAGAGAAAUACAAAAUGAAUGUGAUGAUGAACUCAGUUAUUUUCUAUUGUAUUCAAUGCAAACUUAAAAAGCAUGGUAAUAAAGGCCAGAUUCACAAAGAUGUGCCUGUUGAAAUGA